Messenger RNA from Pelmatolapia mariae (spotted tilapia), 1853 nucleotides. RefSeq names its product RecQ mediated genome instability 2 (gene rmi2). The transcript has 2 exons. The record is from RefSeq and is a predicted model, not a curated record. The coding region runs from base 646 to 1278 and encodes 210 amino acids. Gene Ontology annotation, biological process: maintenance of rDNA; negative regulation of double-strand break repair via homologous recombination; regulation of sister chromatid segregation. Gene Ontology annotation, cellular component: nuclear speck; cytosol. NCBI's taxonomy places the organism in Eukaryota, Metazoa, Chordata, Actinopteri, Cichliformes, Cichlidae.
UCACAGAGCGACAAGGUGCCGUAAAUCAAGUGGCGUAAACCAUAUGGCAGAAGCGCGGGUUUUAAUGCACAGAGAGAAGGUGUGCUCUAUGGUUAAUGGACGGAAAUGGGAAAAAGAACGGCUAUCAAGGUGCAAUCCUGAGUUGUAAACAGUUCCUUAGCACCUGGUUGAUGAGGGAACAAGGUCGUUAUACCACAGAGAGUGAUGUCUGGAGCUUUGUCAUCUUACUGUGGGAGACCUUCUCCAUGGGAAUGACGCCCUACACCAGCAUGACCAAUCAACAGACACGUGAAGAGGUGGAGAAAGGGUACCGUAUGCCUGCUCCGCACGGCUGCCCCAUUGAAAUCUCCAGGAUUAUGAACAGCUGUUGGCAGUAUGAUCCCAGAAACAGACCAUCUUUUCAACCGGGGAUGCUACAACAUACACUACUGUACAUUUCAUUCAUUAUCACAGUUUGUCAGACUGUGAUAAUAGAGGAUAGAUUUCUAUACAAGGUUUUAGCUCUUUAUCACAACAGACUAAAACUUUGUAACAUUCACAAAUGAACCUGAUGCCCAGAGAUCCCCUCUGCGAUGCUUACAAACAAUACGGAAAUGAGUUACACUAAUUAAAUGUGCUUUAUCUGUGGAUUUUCCCCUCUAUCAUAUGCUGCCUCCUAUUCACCUGCCUGUGAUUGAAGUUCAGUUUUUAUGCUUUUACUCUGAAGGAAUCAGGCGAGGACGUGUUUUAUUGCCGGAAAAGAGUGCUGCCACGACUUCCGGUAAACGUGGGGAGGCGGGAAAUGAAAAGGCUGUCGCAAGUUGUCCGUCGCUUGAAGCCAGCAGCAGUCUGUCAGUGAUGUCCAAAGUAGAGAAGACAGACGUGGAAAGGACACGUCCCCCGCCUGUUAAAGUGCUGUCGGGACAGCUGAGGGCGGCAGGGAACUGGGGCAACGCUGAUAGCGGGGCCGGCUGUGUAAUUAGACUGGGCAGGGGACGCUCUUUGCCUGUCUCGCUGGUGUGGAUGCAGGGGACUGUGCUGGAAGUCCAGCAGGACAGAGACACCGUGCUGCUGAUGGAUGAGACGGGGACUUUCAUUGUUCAGGGUGUUAACAACAUCCCCAAAGGGAAACCGUGCUUGUCCCAAGGGAAAUAUGUCAUGGUGAUGGGCAUCAUUCAGGCGGUCUCACCAGAGCCAGUCAUCCGUGCAGUGAAGAUGGCAGACCUCUCAGAGCUUGCUGCACUUCACAGACGGAUGUGGAAGCUUGAGGUGGAUGACCUGCAGCAGGUGCUGGCCUGAAGUGCUCCUCCUCCUGUAGCUUGUUACAUACUACUGAAGUGUCAAAUGUUACCUCAGCAGACUUAAAAGAUGACUUUCCUGUCUGCUGGACUUGUUUGAUGGAGGUCAAGUGUUUAAGUGAUUAAGACAACUGGUGUGUGGGGCUCCUAAUCCCAAGUUGUCACUGGAGCUGUUAGGUGGAUAACUUAGUUUUUUGAUCAAAAAACUAUCUUCAUUGUAUUAGUACUGUUUUGAGGUUUUGACUCUUUUUCAGAAUACCUUUAAGUAAACAUGGUCAAAAAACUUUUUUUCAAUAAUGCAUCAGAUCUUUAUUAAAACACUGCAUCAGUAUUGACAGAGUUCAAAACUCCCCAUUGUGCAUAAAGCCAUCACCGAGGAUUGCUCUGAACUUGUGUUUAAUGUAAUUGAAGUUUGUAGGAAAUGAUUUUACUUCAACUCUAACAAUGUUACCUGUAACAUACAGGCUUGUAAUAUAUGGACCAUUAUAAGACAAUACAAUAACCAACAAUGUAUGAAACUGCUUUCAUAAUGAUUACAGUGAGAUGGACACCUUUUCUGUAUUUAGUUACUAGAAU